Molecule: messenger RNA, 2799 nt
Organism: Dermatophagoides pteronyssinus (European house dust mite)
Lineage: Eukaryota; Metazoa; Arthropoda; Arachnida; Sarcoptiformes; Pyroglyphidae
Product: phenylalanine--tRNA ligase beta subunit-like
Source: RefSeq, a predicted model, not a curated record
AUGUAUGACACUAAAAAAAGAAAAUACAGUUUUAAUACUGUAAAUGACGUAUUGGAAGAAAAGAAAAUUUGUCAUAAUGUUUUUAAUGGAAACGAAGCUAAAUUUUGUGGUAAGCUUGCUGAUCUUGAAAAAUAUAAAAAAUACUUUUCUGAUAUCAAAACGCUAUUCAAUGAAGAUUUAGAAUCUAAUUUAAUUGUCUAUUCCAUUGUAAGCAUUAUACCAGACAUUGCUUAUAUUACAACUAAUAUAUAUGCAAGUCAUACUGUUGAAUUGCUCAUCAAAACAUUAAUUAGUGUUUUGUUAGACGGUGAGCUAGAAAAUUUUUCUGGCAAAGAUGAAGUAAAACGUUAUAAAAAGCUUUUUACAGAACAUUUAAGUUCUAUACUGCAGCAAUUAAUACCAAACAAUAUGAAUGUUUUAAUCUGUUUUAUAUCUCAUCGUUAUCAAUCGUUCGUAAUCCGGACUCUGAUAACUGAAUGUGCAAACAAUUACGAACAUCCCAAUCUGAAGGAAAUCAAUCAAUCUCUUCAUAAAUUUGAAAACGAGUUUUUGGAUUGUAUUCAUAAGACUGAAUUGGAUCGUUUAUGUGAAGAUACGCGGGUCUCGGCCACUUUACAAGCUUUAUUUUAUCAUACCAAAUUUGACGUAUCACUUUCAAGCCGAAUGUAUGAAAUGCUCGUCGUUAAAAACGAUGAACAUGUUUGUAUCGAUUGGUAUGUGACUUCUGAUAAAGAUAAAAAGAAAAACUUCAUGCUCAAUUUUGUAAUCGCAAAUUAUUUUACUGAUGACGACCGCUAUUAUGUUUUGCACAAUUACUAUUUAGUUUUGGAGGAUUCUGAAUUUGCCAUCAAUAAAAUAUUGGCCGUCGAACGAUCUGUUCAGAUAUAUUAUUCGGUUGAACUCCACAAAACUUUUUAUAACAAAAUUUAUUUUGAACCAUAUGAAGUUGAGAAUUUUAUUGAAUUCGUAGAUACCAUUACUGAUGAAUAUGGAUUAGAGUACGAUGGUAUUGAUACAAAUAGCGAAAAAUGCAAAUUGAGGAUUGAAGUCCCAGCAAAUAGAUACGAUCUUUUGACGCUCGAAGGCUUGGCUGACUCAUUAUUACGUUUUAAAAGUAAAGAUUGCCAAAAAUUUUACGAACCUCUCGCUGCAAGUGAUAUUUAUACUGAUCUACGAGUAACCAAAAACACGUUAGCAAUACGUCCUUAUUGUAUUGCAGCUGUCUUUAAAAAUGUAUCGAUGGAUGAACAAGCAAUGGCUUCGUUUAUUUCUUUGCAAGAUAAAUUACAUCAAAACAUUGGAAGAAAUCGAAAAUUAGUAGCUAUAGGUACGCACGAUCUUGACAAAUUAACACCCCCGUUCAGAUAUGACGCGUUACCUAAAGAUCGUGGAUUUCAAUUUGUGCCUUUGAAUUAUUCCAAAUUAGUCGAUGGGAAUGGAAUGAUGGAACUUUUUAAAGAUUCUUACUUAAAACCCUAUCUUUCCUUGAUAUCUAAUUUUGAAGAUUUUCCAUGUAUUCUUGAUGCAAACAACAAUAUUUGUUCUAUUCCCCCAAUAAUUAACGCUGACUUUUGUAAGAUUACUUCGAACACAAAAAAUAUUUUUGUUGAAAUAACCGGGAUUGAUUUUGUCAAAAUGGAAAUCGUGCUAGAUAUCAUUGUUCACUUCAUGUCGAUAAUAUCAAAUAAUUCAUCGCCCGUACACAAAGUCAUGAUUGCGUACGAUGAAGAUCACCCUGGUGUGUUUUCAAUGGCUUCUAGAGAAACAUAUAAAACGUUAAUAACCCCUAGGUUGUUAUCAAAUAAAAUUUCUUUCAACAUUAAUUAUUGCAAGCAGAUUUUAGGAGAUUUACCUAUUGAUUAUGAUAUAAUUACUGAUAAAUUACUACCAAUGAUGGGAUUGAGAAUUGUCGACAAAGCAGAUGAAAACUACAUUGUUGAAUGUCCUAUUUAUCGUAAAGACAUAUUACAUGCUUGUGAUAUUUGUGAAGACAUCGCUAUUGCUUAUGGAUUUAACAAUUUCAAGUUUAAAUUUGAAAAAAUCGCGUUUGUACAAGAUUUAACUAGUGUGUGUGAACGAGUCAGAAGACUUAUUACUUGUGCUCAAUACAAAGAAUGUUUGUCAUUUGGAUUAGUUAGUUUGAAAGACCUAUUUGAAAAUUUAAACAGAAAUAAAAAAAAAAUCGAUUUCAGUUCACAAAACUAUGAAAUAAAUCAAUAUUAUGAUUAUUUAGAGCCCGUUGAAUUGGAAAGUCCUAAAAACAUUACUUUUGAAGUAGUCAGAACUUCCUUGAUACCUGGGGUUCUUCAUACAUUGUCUUCAAACCAAGCAGCUGCAUUGCCUUUGAAAAUAUUCGAAAUCGGUGAUGUCAGUUUUAUCGUGAAAAAUUCCGAUGUUAAAUCUCGCCACGCCACCAAUCUUUGUGCUUUAUUUGCUAAUAAUACUCAAAGCGGUUUUGAAAUCACUCACGGAUUGUUGGAUUAUCUCUUGAAAUCGUUGGGGUAUACAUUUUUAUAUUCUGAAAAAUCUAAAAAUAAAUAUCCCCAAUACUGGCUUGAACCGUGCAGCAAUUCUAUCUUUGUUGAUAAAAGAUCUGUAAAAAUUAUUUUAAAACAUGAAUCAAAUGAACAAAGAGUUUUAGGAAUAAUGGGUGUAGUACAUCCAUCUGUUUUGGAAUGCUUUAACAUACCGUUUCCAUGUUCCUUGUUCGAAAUUUCAAUCGACGUAUUGCUUGACUGCGCUAUAAAUAAAUAUAAACCUUAUAUGAGUUUUAAGUACAUAAUAUUAAUGCAUAACUAG